GUUGGAAAUGUAACAGUUGCUGAUAUGACUUCAAGGUAAACGCACGAAUAUUCGGUAAUUCGCCGCACACGCAAUCAUUCGGUUUAAGUUAAGUCGAAGUUCUAACUGAAGUUCUAAAGUCAUUGACGUAUUUUGCAUAAAUUAGCAAUGUUAUAUAAAUCAAUGUAUACACUUGUGAUAUUCCUAUAUGUUUUGUGCUUGAAUUACAUCACCUCUGGCGCUGCAUAUCCCUGGCAAGCUCACCAUGAAGGCUAUGAUGCUAGCCUAGACCCGGUCAUAUGGUCGCGUGCAUUCGUCAAAGAUAACAUACGCAGAUCCAGACAGUUUCCUGCGCUACCUCCAUCGACUUCAAUUGAAAAUAAUGAAAUUCUAUUAAAUGAUAGAUGCCACGAAUUUGUACAGCGUUUCAUCGAUUCGAAUCACGCUGCAAGUGAUAUUUUGCGUGAUGAAAAGCGACGUGCAGAGAAUUCUUUCGGCCGACGCAGAUCGGGUGUGCAGCUGGAAAGUGAUUGGAAUACAGCUGCCAGUUAUAAGCGCCGAUCAAGCAGUAAACGCGAAUCCAACUUAAAUCGUUCGAAGUUACAGCAUAGAAGAAAACGCAAUCACAUACGUUAGACACGCACGAGUACAUUUAGAAUAAGAUAGUUUGAUUAGUUGUACUGAAUUUCAGUAUUGUGUAUUUCAGCUUUAUUUUUACUUAGUUUAAGUAAUAGUUCGAACUAGUAAUAAAUACAUAUGUACUUUGGAUGGUUAGAACCUUCUAUUGUGCAAAAACAAGAUUUUAAGCAAGCAGCUGCUAAACUUAACGAAGUGAUAUUAAUUUUUUUGCGCAGUGUUAAGACCUCAUGCACCUUACUCAGAAAUUUUCGAGAUCGCAUUACGAGCCUGAUGUCAAUUUUUUGAAACUCAAAGUGGGUAAAAUAUGGAAAAAAAUCAUCGGGUGCGCUCGAAACUUGGCGCUCAGAGGUUUUUGAGGUCGCUGAUUAUGAAUCUGAUGUCAAUUGUCCAAAAUAAGGUUUCUGAAAGUUAUUUACCACCAGAGAUCAACACAAAGCUCCAGAGGAACUGAACACUGUUUAAUAUAUAUUUAGCUCAAUUCUUUGUGCAGUAACUACGGGAGGAAUGUUUAUCAAUUUAUUCUAUAAACAUCACAACCGUUAUUUCGAGUUAAUUUUGUUAUCUGUGAAAGCUUGAGUGCUAGAUGUUUAACUUCUUCGGUUGUUUUCGAAUCCACUAAUUACGAAUUUAAUAUUAGAUUCAAAAUUAGCGAUUUUGAAGCGAUUUCAUGCAAUUUUCAAAAAUUGCUUUUCGAUAUUUAAACCACCACUUUGAGUUUUGUGAGCGCGAUGCCUGGUUCUAUCAAAGAACACUUAAAAAACGUAAAUCAAAUCUU
Anastrepha ludens (Mexican fruit fly) is the source of this 1393-nucleotide messenger RNA. RefSeq lists its product as uncharacterized. The record is from RefSeq and is a predicted model, not a curated record. The transcript has a single exon. Lineage: Eukaryota; Metazoa; Arthropoda; Insecta; Diptera; Tephritidae. Bases 148 to 615 code for a protein of 155 amino acids.